This is a messenger RNA of Amphibalanus amphitrite, 2221 nucleotides long. RefSeq names its product stress response protein NST1-like. Bases 271 to 1287 code for a protein of 338 amino acids. The record is from RefSeq and is a predicted model, not a curated record. The transcript has 7 exons. Lineage: Eukaryota; Metazoa; Arthropoda; Thecostraca; Balanomorpha; Balanidae.
CGGAGUCGGAGUCAGUGAGCAGGACGUGGACCGGCACCGCAGUGAGAGUGUGCUGCUGAUCGACAGGAGAGAGACGAGGAUUCCACGGACAGCCGGGAAGGGACGGUCCAUUCUAACGGUCACGCCACCGGUCACCCCCAUUCUCUGAACACCAGUGAUCGCCAUACCCCCUAACACCCUGCCGGACCGUCCGGUGGCCCCAACCUCAGACCAGCGCGCCGUCUUCGUCUGAAGGCUCGGCCCGGAGCCGGCCUCAGUCAAUAGCCAGCCAUGGGCUGCGGGGAGAGUAAACCAGCACGCACCAAGAUAAAGGUGACCACCGCUCGUCCGGCCGGGCGCGGUGACCCGACAGAGGAGGCCGUGGACCUGACCAAGCCGCGGUCAGGGGUCUCUGGAGUCUCCGGCAGGUCCACGGGCAGCGCGCCGCCGGCCCUGUCCGGUCAGCUGGUGGUGGAGGAUGACCUCGACAUUCCCAACUGUGACCUCGGGGAGUCACUGGACGCGCGGAACGGCACGCUGCUGUUCGGCUCUGCCAAAUCGCACUCGGCCAUGUCACAAGAGAGUGCCGACAGCGGUAUCUACGAUCUGGACGAGACUUACAGCCACGUCAUCACCGAACACUCGCCGGCAGAUGUCAUCGCAGAGGUGGAGCGCUCCUUCAAGCCGCCCUACGAGCUAGAGUUGGAGGUGGUGGGCAAGGCGGUGCCCCGUCUGCUCUCCGGCUACCAGAAGAACAGGAUGGAGGAGAAACAAAUCCUGCAGUCACUCAGGGAGGAGGGGCUGAUCGCUAUGCCCAAAGGCAAAGCCACAAACGGUCUCAGUUUUGAUAUCGUGGACAUCAAGGAGACGGAUGGGGUGCAGCGUCGCGGUCCGUCGGCCGUCCAGGACCGGCUGCCGGCCAUCCAGCUACAGAAUCUGGAGGCGAGGCGACAGGCACAUCAGAAGAAACUCGACCCGGACGCCGACCAGCGGGAGAAACUGGAGAGGAGGAAGGCCGCGGAAGAGGAGAGGGUAAGGAGAAUCGCGAUGAAGCAGCAGCACAUCGAGGAGGCGAAACAAAAACGCAUCGAGGAGAAGGGAGAGCAGCUAGAGAAGAAAAUCGACUCGGCCCUCGAUAAACGACAAAAGCACCUAAACGAGCUGCGAGACAAGCUGAAGAAUCGCCAGGACCACGCCAAGCAGGUGCAGCUGAAGAAGGCCCUCCGAAACUUCGGCGGCGUCGUCACCCACCAGCACAGCGCGUCGCGGCCGCAACUGACGGAGGAGGAGGACCACUUCUUCAACUAGGCCACCAGCAGGUCCAUCUCACCGACGGCUGGUGAUGUGAGACGCGUGAUGGAGAGGCAGAGACGUUACAAUGGAGAGGUAUCGAGAUCAGCAGUCUGUGUGGUGUCCAAUGCAAAGCACACUGUGCCCGAGUGUGUCCUUAGCUAGCUAGAGGUAACUGCGUUGUGAAAACCAGUUUCGCGUGAAUUUCACAACGGUUUGAAUCACAAAAAUGGUAUAUUACGAGAUAUUAUGUUACAAUAUGAUGUCGCGUCCGUAUAAAGCUCAGCAAAAGUAAAAGUAGUCUCGCCUAAUCUUGGGAGUCAUCGAAACUCGAUCGUACAUCUCACAUUGGAACGUUAUUGUCGCAUUCGAAAGUGAAUCUCGUUCUAUCUUUGAGUAAGUCUAUGUCUCGCUGAUGCCACUACGCUGGCUCAGUGGCUCAUUUGUGGCAUUUGUGACUGAAUGCGUUGUGCGACUAUUGACUUUUGCGGUGCAACUCUCGUGAGUGGUGUUGAGAUCCGAGAAGACGUUACACAGAUGACGUCAUGACAUAAUGUUCACCGCUUCUGAAGUCUGUGGCAACUGUUGCGAAAAUGAUAAAAUGCACUAGGGUUAAUUAUUGGUCUAAUAACGGCCAUCGUUACCAAUGUAUUGUAAUGGCUGAUGAAUUGUACUUACCGUUUAUAUUGAAACAGCACCUGACUAGCUGGUAACCCCUUUUGUUACUAGCUCAUUAUUUUUUACUGAUAUUACCUAUACUACUACUAUUGUUUUAUACGAUUAAUUCAUACUAUUAUUUCAUUCAAAGUUAUGCAUCGAUCGAUUGGUGACUGAACAGUAAACAAGAAAUAAUCACAAACAAAACACUUCAAUCAUAUUAUGCAGACUAUUGACAACUGACCAGUGACCAGUGACCUGAGCUCCCAAGACAUGUUAUCCCGCGCACCGACGG